This is a messenger RNA of Patiria miniata (bat star), 1794 nucleotides long. Its product is annotated as cyclin-dependent kinase 9-like. NCBI's taxonomy places the organism in Eukaryota, Metazoa, Echinodermata, Asteroidea, Valvatida, Asterinidae. Bases 111 to 1271 code for a protein of 386 amino acids. The transcript has 4 exons. The record is from RefSeq and is a predicted model, not a curated record. Gene Ontology annotation, molecular function: ATP binding; cyclin-dependent protein serine/threonine kinase activity. Gene Ontology annotation, cellular component: nucleus. Gene Ontology annotation, biological process: protein phosphorylation.
CCGUUGAGGGCGCACUUGUACAUGACCAUUAUUUAUCUCGGAUCGAUAGCUAGCUGUGAUCGCAACUGAUGAUGGUUUUGGACAUGUUCCGAUAAAAAGUGAUCGCUGUAAUGAAUAUGGCAGAAUAUAUACGUGAUCCCUUGGAAUUCCCAUACUGCGAGGAGGUCUCAAAAUAUGAAAAAUUGGCCAAGAUAGGGCAGGGAACGUUUGGGGAGGUUUUCAAGGCAGAAAACCGGAAAACAAAGGCGGUGGUUGCCCUGAAGAAAGUGCUCAUGGAGAACGAAAAAGAAGGGUUCCCUAUCACAGCACUGCGAGAGAUCAAAAUUCUUCAGCUUCUGAAACAUGAGAACGUAGUGUCCCUGCUUGAAAUAUGCCGCACAAAAGCAACAGUGUACAACCGUUUCAAGGGGAGCAUCUAUCUGGUCUUUGAGUUCUGCGUCCACGAUUUGGCCGGGCUCCUCAGCAACUACAACGUGCAGUUCUCCCUCGGAGAGAUCAAGGAAAUCAUGAAGCAGCUACUGAACGGCCUGUACUACAUUCAUAGUAACAAGGUGCUGCAUCGGGACAUGAAGGCCGCUAACAUCUUCAUCACUAAAGAAGGGAAGUUGAAGCUUGGCGACUUCGGUCUCGCGAGAGCCUUCAGUAUGCCCAAGCCGGGCCAGGUGAACCGCUACACCAACCGGGUGGUGACGCUGUGGUACCGUCCCCCCGAGCUGCUCUUGGGCGAGCGGAACUACACGCCGGCGAUCGACCUGUGGGGCGCCGGCUGCAUCAUGGCCGAGAUGUGGACGCGGAGUCCCAUCAUGCAAGGCAACACGGAGCAACACCAGCUGACGCUCAUCAGCCACCUCUGCGGAUCGAUCACGCCGGACGUGUGGCCCGAUGUCUCCAAACUGGACAUGUUUCACAAGCUGGAGCUACCCCAAGGGCAGAAACGCAAAGUCAAAGACCGCCUCAAGAAGUACGUCAAGGAUCAGUUUGCUCUGGAUCUCAUCGACAAACUCCUAACCCUGGAUCCGAAAUCGCGGACGGACGCCGACCAGGCGCUCAAUCACGACUUCUUCUGGAACGACCCAAUGCCGUGUACUCUUGUCAAUAUGCUGUCCAAGCACAACCAGUCCAUGUUCGAGUACUUGGCUCCGAAGCGGAGGAUCAACCAGCCGGGACAUCAUCCGGGGGGUCAUGGCCCACCGAUUCACCCCCAGCGACAGCCUGGGCCAUCCGGUAGACCUGCCAAUGCCACCGACGCAACCUACGAUAGAAUAUACUGAAAAAGGAGUCAACACAGCAAAUGUCACAUUGAGAAAGCAAGGCGUGAACUUACCUUUGUAAGGUGUCACGACGAAUAUUGUUGCCCCCAUCAAGGCAAAGGAUGUACUGUUUCUGCCAUAUUUUUAAUCGCAGUAUUGCAAAACUCAAACAAUAACACAUUCUGAGUGCUGUUCAUGUUUUUGCCAGUAGUGCAUAAAAAAAAAUGCACCUCUUUAUUUUCCUCCAAAUGUAUUGAGUUGCACCUUAAGACAUUGAACCAAUGGGAUGCGAUACUAAAAAGUAAGCAUCGUCGAUAUCAGAAUUUUCAAGAAUCGAUGAAUCGGAUAUCCAAUAUCGAGAAUAUUCGAUAUAUCAAUUGUCCCGUGUCAUCAUCAUCAUCGUCGUCGGUUUUGAGGCCGUUGCCCAGUCUGUUCUGGGUUGGCCGUGUAAAAAGUUAAAGACCAUAAACAUGACACUUUGAUUAUAAAAAACAAUGUUAUGUCCCAUUUUUCCACGGCUUUCUCUGGAGCAUAUUGCUCACAC